AUGGGCAAUUUGAUUGCCAGUGGCGCGUUGGCUUCUGGUCGGUGCAACAUGGCAAAGAACGUGCAUUGGAUUUCGAUUGCUGCACCGAUGGAAGGCACCAAGAGCAGCAAUUGCAUUGAAAAGGUGUGCCAAAACGAAUGGAUGGCACCACUCUCUGUGGCCAUAGGAUCGAUGAGCCCAGCUCCCCCUGCUAUUCUAUCGAUGAGGCACAUGUCCACCGUAGCCGUACCCAUGAAGCAAAAGUUCAAAGACGCCCAACACGCCUGGGCACGCCACGUCACAAGGUUAUCUUGCGCAGUUGUACCGGGGGACUGGGACGGAUUUGGGUCCCACGCUGAAACGAGUUUGCACUACAAAGCGCGCGCCAACCACAUGGAUGCCGCGUUUCAGAACGGCGAUGGCUGGUGGGGAAGCGACCGCAAACCCAUGCAGUGGUUCCAAUGUACCUUGUAA
Messenger RNA from Aphanomyces astaci, 453 nucleotides. RefSeq lists its product as hypothetical. Lineage: Eukaryota; Oomycota; Saprolegniomycetes; Saprolegniales; Verrucalvaceae. The record is from RefSeq and is a predicted model, not a curated record. The transcript is spliced from 2 exons. Bases 1 to 453 code for a protein of 150 amino acids.